This is a messenger RNA of Guillardia theta CCMP2712, 204 nucleotides long. RefSeq lists its product as hypothetical. The transcript has 4 exons. Bases 1 to 204 code for a protein of 67 amino acids. The record is from RefSeq and is a predicted model, not a curated record. NCBI's taxonomy places the organism in Eukaryota, Cryptophyceae, Pyrenomonadales, Geminigeraceae.
AUGAAGCGGAGAAAGAACAUGAAGCGGGUCACUAGAACGGGACUGGUGGAAGCAAACCGCGGCUUUCAAGAUCACAUGUUCAAGCUCUAUACGGGCCAGUCACUGAAGCAGCGACACAUCGAUCACGCGUCGCAGAGCAUCGGUGGUAGCAGGGGGGUCGAUCGCUUCGGCAUUCCCCGCGGAGGAGCAGUCAUCGACAUUUAA